CUCUCCGUUGGGGAGGGAAAACUGGCUCAGGAUGAAGUCAAGCUGAGAAAACCUGUCAGAAGUCUCAGUCCGGAUCUGUGCAGCGGGUCUCCGCUCGUCUGUUUCACCGAGGAUGAGCAGCCAAAGCCGGACUGAACCGUGAGUUAGUCUGGAAGUUUCUACGAGAAAGUUUGAGGAGAGAGAGUCGGGGGCCAAAGAUCUCUCCAAACAUGAUUCACCUCGAAGCCAAAGCGGAUUGUAACCCCCCACUGUGAACCCGGACUGUCCCGUGUUUUUUGAGAACCAUGAGCACCCUGCAGCAGCUGGGCUCCAUGACUUUCCUCAUGAAGAAGAAGAAGUUUAAGUUCCAGGUGUCUUUCACCUUAGAGGAGCUGACAGCUGUGCCUUUUGUUAACGGAGUCCUUUUCUGUAAGAUCCGCCUCAUGGAUGGAGGGGACUUUGCCAUCCUGUCCUCCAGAGAGGAGGUUCAGCAGAACUGCGUCCGAUGGAGGAAGAAGUUUUCCUUCGUGUGUAAAAUGAGCGCCAAUCCCAUCAGCGGCGUGUUGGACCCGUGCAUCUGCAGAGUGUCUGUACGCAAGGAGCUGAAAGGAGGAAAAGCUUUCUCAAAGCUGGGUUUCGUUGAUCUAAACAUGGCCGAGUUUGCUGGUUCAGGCUCGACUGUUCGCUGCUGCAUCCUGGAGGGUUACGACACCAAAAACACUCGCCAGGACAACUCCAUACUCAAGGUAACUAUUGGAAUGACUCUACUGUCUGGGGAUCCCUGCUUUAAAACUCCUCCCAGUACGGCCAAAUCAGUCUCGAUCAGUGACGAGGACCCGACCCUGCAGCUGGACUGUAAGGGAGAGAGCACUGAGGCGUCAGCGCCUACGCCGACACGAGGAAGCUUCAAGGAGUCUCCUCGCUCCUUCAAACCCAAACAGUCGUCAGUAUGCAGCGCAGGUCUGCCUGAGGAGGGAGAGGCCGUGUCCAGCCCAGACGACGUCUUUUACAGCGGUCACGUCCGCAGCUCGAGCUACGCCAGCCAACACAGCAGGAUCUCAGGUUACAGCACGGCUCACUCUCGCUGCUCCAGCCUCACCGACCUCAGUCACCAUAGAAAUGCCUCCUCCAGCAGCAGCGCCUCCUGCGGCCUGGCCCCCUCCUCCUCCUCCUCCUCUCAGCCGCCCCCGUCCACCCCCACAGAGGCUCCCCAACAGGCCACACCCACCAAACCAGAGAGGCCGCCUCCCCCCUCUGCAGCCGCCCUGUCCAACAGACCGUCCAGGAGGAAGAAGGACAGCGUGCAGCGCCAGCCGAGCUGUGUGGACGACACUCGGAUCGAUGCCGACGACAUCGUGGAGAAGAUCAUCCAGAGCCAGAACUUUUCCGACAGCAGCAAUAAUGAAGACAGCAACCUGAGACUCUUUGUCAGUAAAGACGGGACGACGGCGCUGAGUGGGAUGCGGCUGGCCAACAGAGGAACUCCGGGGGCUUUUGAGCCGGUCGUCAUCGAGACUCACUGAGAGGAACUCUGACCGUCCACGAUUCUGUGACGUCUGAUUGUACGAGUGUUUGUGCAGACACGUCUGUGUGCACAUAGCUUCAGAUAAGACUACUAGAAUAUAAAGACGUAUUUACCCUCACUCAUGUAUUUAAUAAGGUGGUGGGAGGUGUUUCAAGUAUGAUUAUUUUAUCUUCUCACAUACAGGAGGGGACCGUUUAAUAUAUAUUUUUUUUUUUUUACCUCAGAUGCAGAAAAACCAAGCUUUAAAGGAGUCCUGUUUAAAUGUGGAAAUAUUCCCACUGGCUCUCUUAAACUUGCUUAUUUUGAGGCUUAUUUUAAGCUUCUUUUAGGCCUUAUUUUAGCCUUCUUUUAGGCUUUUUUAGGCUUAUUUGAGGCUUAUUUGAGACUUAUUUGAGGCUUAUUUUAAGCUCAUUUUAGGCUUAUUUUAGGCCUUAUUUUAGGCUUAUUUGAGGCUUAUUUGAGACUUAUUUGAGGCUUAUUUUAAGCUCAUUUUAGGCUUAUUUUAGGCCUUAUUUUAGGCUUAUUUGAGGCUUAUUUGAGACUUAUUUGAGGCUUAUUUUAAGCUCAUUUUAGGCUCAUUUUAGGCUUAUUUUAGGCCUUAUUUUAGGCCUUAUUUUAGGCCUUAUUUUGGACUUUUUUAGGGCUUAUUUUAGGUGUUAGGGGUUUUUUACUAUAGAGGAGGAAUGUUGAGAGAAACAGGGAUGAGAGAGCUGUGGGAAAGGAGCCACGGGGCAGACUAAAACCCGGGCCUCCUGUGCACACGGGAUGUGUCUGAAUCCCAACAUAAGUGCACAGAUUACUUGAACGAAGCCCUGAAGACCACUGCAUUGUGGGAAUUGUAGUUCAACACUGAAAAAUGGUGCUUUCAGGCUCUUGUCAACUCGUAAAUUUGAACAUUUCUGAGAAAAAGUGAAUCAGGAUGUUUCAUCUGAUCAGCAUGAAAAUGGUAAAGUUCCAUCGACCCGGGACAUUCUAAGAAUUGAUCUGUUAUUUUUAGGGAUCCAUGAUUUCGGAUUUUUCUCAGUAUCCCAUAUGCCAAUAUUUCCAAAUCAUUUAAGACAAUAUUUAAGUUGUAAUUCUAAGAUUAAAGUAGGAAUUCUGGGAUUAAAGUAGGAAUUCUGAGAUUAAAGUAGGAAUUCUGGGAUUAAAGAAAGAAUUCUGAGAUUAAAGUAGGAAUUCUGGGAUUAAAGUAGGAAUUCUGAGAUUAAAGUAGAAUUCUGACACUAAAGUCAGAAUUCUGAGAUUAAAAAACAGAAUUUCUUAAUAAGUCAGAUUCCCUAUAUAAAAUCAGAAUUCCGAGAUUAAAGCCAAAAUUCUGAGUUUAUAGUGUGUGAGUUCUGAGAUUAAGUCAGAACUCCGACACUAAAUUCAGAAUUCCGACACUACAUUCAGACUUCCCAAAUUAGUCAGAUUCCCAAUACUUAAGCCAGAAUUCUGACACUACAGUCAAAAUUCCAAGAUUAAAGCCAGAAUUCUGAAAGCAAAAUCGGAAUUCUGUGAUUAAACCAGAAUUCCCAAAUUGGUCAGAUUCACCAUACUUAAAUCAGAAUUCUGACACUACAGUCUGAAUACCAAGAUUAAUGCCAAAGUUUCUUAAUAGGUCAGAUUCCCAAUACUAAAGUCAGAAUUCCAAGAUUAAAGCCAGAAUUCCUUAAUUAGUCAGAUUCCCCGUACUAGAGUCGGAAUUCCGACACUACUGUCAGAAGUCAAAGAUUAAAAUCUGAGUUCUGAGAUCAAAGCCAGAAUUCCUUGACUAGUCAGAUUCCCCAUACUAGAGUCAGAAUUCCAAGAUUUAAAUCGGAAUUCUGAGAUCAAAGCCAGAAUUCCUUGACUAGUCAGAUUCCCCAUACUAGAGUCAGAAUUCUGAGAUGAAAGUCAGAAUUUUGUGAUCAGUCUGAGAUUAUUUUCAGAUUUUGAAAUUGACAUCGUAUCUCAGCACAGAUGGUUUCCAGUGUCCCUAAUCCUCUUCCGUAUCGUCCCGGUAAUCCCAUACAUCCCCACGUAUCUGAUGUGAUAUUUUCUGCUUUUUACGAGUUGAUGAGGAACGAGUGCAGCCGUCAGACGCUCUUAUUUUGGUGAACAGACUGGAAGUGAAGCUUUUAUUCUGAUAUUUUUAUCCUAAUCACUUAUUCUAUAAACAGACAUUUUAACUGUUUUGCACAUUUGUGUUCUCGUCGUUCUGAACCACUAAAACGAAAUGGAACGUUUGUCCUGAUAGACUUCCUUAGCUUUUACUCCUCUCUUUGUUAUAUUUAGAACUAAAGGUUUUUUCUUUAAACAGCACAAACUCUGCGAUCAUAUGGCCGGCCGUAUGUGACUGUCUGCACUUCUUUAUUCCCUCUAAAUGUCGAUGCUCUUAUCGUUUCAUACGUGUUCUAAUGCUAACGUUCAUAGCUGCAGAGAGGAUGAACAGAUUAGCCAGAGAUUGGAGGCUUCUUUGGAAUUCUCCUGCAGGAAAGCUGCAGACAGAGCAGAGCAUAAGCGGGGAUGUUCUUACAGAGCCUCUCUGCACAUCCAGCAGACAAAGAUCAUCUUUAACUUUUAUUUUCAGUCUGCAGAACCUUUCAUCGACCUCGUCCCACUCCCGCCAUCGCACUUUAAAGUCUGCAGCCGUUUUUGUGUAGAUAAAUGUUUUGGAUAGUGUGUGAAUCUGUGUGAGCUCAGACCCACAGCUGCAGCAGCACAAAGCUUCUGUUGUCCUCACACUCACAAUCAACAAUAGAUCCUCCUCUGUACCACUGCAUGUUUGUCUGAUCGCUGUCUCAGAUAGUGGAGAGAGCCUCCAACCUUUCCUCCUCAGACCAGCGGGCUGGUCCACACGUUUGUUCUUCAAGUUUAAAUGUUUAAAUGUUUUUAUGUUCUGCAGUAAAGGGAGCUCUUAUAUCACUGUGAUUUAUUCUAUAUUCUCCAUGUACUUGACUGUGUUUAACCCACUUAACAUGAAUUUGGUGAAAGGGUUUUUAUUUCUGAUCAUACAUUAAACUGAAUAAUUGCAUCGUUUUAUUUGUGUUUGCAUUUUAAUCAUAAUUUUUAUUUUAUGUGCAAAGAUUGAGAUUUAGCAGAGAAUAUAAAAACUAUGUAAACUCUUGUAAUUUAUUUAAUGGAAAAAAAGGCUUUAAUAGUUCUGUCAUUGUUCGAAAAUGCAUGUUAACACAUCUCUGUACGGAAGCCUGAAGUGGACAUGCAUCCAUGCGUUUUAUUUUAGAGGGGUUCUGGGUACUCAUGGCUGAAAGUCUGGCUUGAUGCAUUCUAAAUGCGCUCUAAAGGUCUCCUGUCGUAUCUGUGCAGCACGGGCCCGUUUCAUCCUCCCAGAUACAUGGUGGAUGCAAGACAGUCUGGCUGCAGACCUCCACUGUCAGGCUCCUUGAGAGACUGAUUAGUUAAUGCACGUGUGCAGAUGUAUGUGAUGAAAAAGGGUGACAGGAGAGAGUGUGACAUUAGAGGUCUGCAGGCUGCAGCUUUAUGAAGAGGGGUCUUACAGUGGGAAGGCGGCUCAUUACCACCAUCAACUGUGGAAUAACCACAGUCUAAGUCUCUCUUCAGGCCUGGAGAGGGGGCCUGAGGCUGGAGAUCUGCAGCCAGACCCCUCUCAGUAGAUUCACAAUUAGGGAGCGGGUCUUAAAACGAAUAAAAACACUCAUGGUUGCAGGAUGGACGCCGCUGUCUGCAUGGAACAGGAACAAAUGUUGCCCCUAGCGAUGAACGUGAUCGUCCCCUCCGUAAUUCUAAACAGAUUUGUGUGUAUGCCUCCAUCCUGCUGAAUGGGUCAGUGUACGUAUGCAACUGUGCUCCAGCACAGGACCAUGUUAGUGAUGUGAAAGCAGACCAGCAGGGGGAGCAGUCGUGCGGUCCAGAACAUCUGUUCCUGAUGUGGAAAAGUGCUUACUAUUAAAAUCUUCUCUGGAUAGCAACGCUGGCUUUCUCAUCAUGAGGAGUUUUUUCUUAAGAUUUCGUGGAAAUGAUUCAAAUUCUGUUAGAAUCACAGGAAAAUCAGCAUUUUUAUCCCUUGAUAACAAGAAAAGUCAGUCAUAAGAAAAAAAUCACCCAGAAAAGACUGGAAUGUCUAUGGAUGCAUGUCUGCUUCGGGCUUCCGUAUCUCUAAAGACUUUUUCAUAAACACUCUUCUGUGAAAACUUUUUUAUUGAACUUUUGGAUUUAAAAUCAGACCUUUUCCUCACAUGAAUGUAACUACAAAUAAGAAUAUUCUCUUAUUUUAAAAUGUUGGGAAGUUAGAGAUGUGAUUUUAUAUCAGUUGUUGUUUUAAUGAGUGAACUUGUCCGUGUUUGAACUUCAUUUUCACAAACAUGCCAAAUAAAAUCUUGAAGCUGUU
This is a messenger RNA of Cheilinus undulatus (humphead wrasse), 5834 nucleotides long. It is a transcript of the gene eeig1b, whose product is annotated as family with sequence similarity 102 member Ab. The record is from RefSeq and is a predicted model, not a curated record. The transcript is spliced from 12 exons. NCBI's taxonomy places the organism in Eukaryota, Metazoa, Chordata, Actinopteri, Labriformes, Labridae. The coding region runs from base 285 to 1502 and encodes 405 amino acids.